This is a messenger RNA of Orycteropus afer afer, 1188 nucleotides long. RefSeq names its product cAMP responsive element binding protein 3 like 4 (gene CREB3L4). Gene Ontology annotation, cellular component: nucleus. The record is from RefSeq and is a predicted model, not a curated record. Gene Ontology annotation, biological process: regulation of transcription by RNA polymerase II. Lineage: Eukaryota; Metazoa; Chordata; Mammalia; Tubulidentata; Orycteropodidae. Gene Ontology annotation, molecular function: RNA polymerase II cis-regulatory region sequence-specific DNA binding; DNA-binding transcription factor activity, RNA polymerase II-specific. The transcript has 9 exons. Bases 1 to 1188 code for a protein of 395 amino acids.
AUGAACCUCGGAAACUCUGACUUGCUGGACCUGUGGCUGGAGCCCCCAGAAGAUGUCUUCUCAACAGGAUCCUUCCUGGAACUGGGACCCCACUGUCCCCCUCCAGAAGUCACAGUGACUAGAUUACAAGAACAGGGGCUGCAAGGCUGGGAGUCCAGUGGGGGCCAUGAUUAUGGUCUUCAAGAGAGUGAGCCUGAAGACUUCCUGAAGCUUUUCAUUGAUCCCAAUGAGGUGUACUGCUCAGAAGCAUCUCUUGGCAGUGACAGUGGCAUCUCUGAGGACCCUGGCCAUCCAGACAGUCCCCCCGCCCCUAAGGCCUCCAGUUCACCUGCCCUCUAUGAAGUUGUCUAUGAGCCAGGGGCCCUGGAGACCAUGCAGGGGGAAGCUGGGCCGGCUGUUGGGCUCAUUUCCAUCCAGCUAAAUCAGUGGAGCUCCCCAUUUAUGAUGCCUGAUGCUUGCAUGGUCAGUGAGCUGCCUCUUGAUGCUCAUGCCCACAUCCUGCCCAGAGCAGCCACCAUAGCCCCGGUGCCUCCUGCAACGCUGCUCCCAUGUCAAACCUUGUUCCUGACAGAUGAGGAGAAGCAUCUGCUGGGGCAAGAAGGAGUCUCCCUGCCCUCUCACCUGCCCCUCACCAAGGCAGAGGAGAGAGUCCUCAAGAAGGUCAGAAGGAAAAUCCGUAACAAGCAGUCGGCUCAGGACAGUCGACGGAGGAAGAAAGAGUACAUUGAUGGGCUAGAGAGCAGGGUGGCUACCUGUUCUGCACAGAACCAGGAACUACAGAAAAAAGUGCAGGAGCUGGAGAGACACAACAUCUCCCUAAUGGCUCAGCUCCGCCAGCUGCAGACGCUCAUUACUCAAACCUCCAACAAAGCUGCCCAGACCAGUACUUGUGUUCUGAUCAUUCUUUUUUCCCUGGCUCUCAUCAUCCUGCCAAGCUUCAGCCCUUUUCAGAGGCUCCCAGAAGCUGGGCCUGAAGAUUAUCAGCCUCAUGGAGUGAUUUCCAGAACUAUCCUGACCCACAAGGACAUGCCAGAAAAUCUGGAGACUCUGUUGGUAGACACCAGACUGGACAAGCCACCUGGGGCAAAGGGUGCAAACAGCUCAACAAGUACACAGCUUGAGAAGAUGGGAGGACAGACAGGCUCCAGCAGGCUCCUCAGAACUGUGCUGUAUGCAGAUGAGAUAUGA